AUGGCCCCUUUUCUUCAAUCUCUGAGCUCUAUCCUUUUCUUGAUGGCAUUGAUCAAAUUGUCAAUCAUGAGCAGAAUAUCAGCUGCUGGUUACAGUCCAGCAGUAUUCCGGCCUUCCCCAUGGCAUCUUGCUCAUGCCACAUUUUAUGGAGAUGAUUCUGGCUCUGGAACAAUGGGUGGGGCUUGUGGAUAUGGAAAUCUGCUCAGCAAUGGUUAUGGAACAGAUACAGCAGCCCUGAGCUCAGUACUAUUUAACAAUGGAUAUGCAUGCGGCCAAUGUUUCCAAAUACGCUGCGUUCAAUCACCAUUUUGCUUUAAAGGGUCCCCAAUUACCACCGUGACUGCCACAAAUCUUUGCCCCCCUAACUGGUCCCUAGACUCCAACAAUGGAGGCUGGUGCAACCCGCCUCGCACCCACUUUGACAUGUCCAAGCCUGCAUUUAUGAAAAUUGCCCAGUGGAAGGCCGGAAUAGUACCCGUCACGUACCGCAGAGUACCAUGUGCGGGGAAAGGCGGACUUCGAUUCAAUUUCCAAGGAAAUGGCUACUGGUUGUUGGUGUAUGUGAUGAACGUCGGCGGAGGUGGCGACAUCGCCAGCUUGUCGGUGAAGGGAAGCAAAACAGGGUGGAUAAGCAUGAGCCAUAACUGGGGAGCUUCGUACCAGGCUUUCGCAACUCUAUCACGACAGGCUCUUUCUUUCAGAGUAACUUCGUACACUUCCAAGCAGACUGUCUUAGCAUACGAUGUUGCUCCUUCAAAUUGGAACGUAGGAAUGACUUAUGAGGCCAAUGUCAACUUCCACUGAUAUACAAGAAAGACCUAGCUAACAUAUCCGUAAAACUUUGUAUGUCGC
Coffea eugenioides is the source of this 852-nucleotide messenger RNA. Its product is annotated as expansin-A18. Gene Ontology annotation, biological process: plant-type cell wall organization. NCBI's taxonomy places the organism in Eukaryota, Viridiplantae, Streptophyta, Magnoliopsida, Gentianales, Rubiaceae. The record is from RefSeq and is a predicted model, not a curated record. The transcript is spliced from 3 exons. Gene Ontology annotation, cellular component: extracellular region. Bases 1 to 804 code for a protein of 267 amino acids.